GUCCGCGCCCGCCCCGCGGCGCCCGGCCGGGGUGAGGAGGUGGGCACGGUGAGGGGGGACACGGGUGAGGAGAAGGAGGAGGCGGAGGAGGACACUGCAUCUCUGCGCAUCUUCCUCCUGCUCCUUCCUGUCCAGCUGGAAGGAAAAACACAGGAAGAGCAAUAUUCCAGUGGCGUCUUUUGCAGCCUCCAAGUUCAGCAGUCUUUCUACAUCUUGUUUCCACAUCUGCCUAUGAGCGCCCGAAGAAGUGAGAGGCAAUAUUGAUCAAGCAGAAGUCCUGCAUGAUGUUCAGAUGUCAGCGAAGUCCACAAACCCUGUGACGAUGGAGACUGCGCUCAGCGAUGCGGGUGGACCGGCAUGGGAGGGACAAGGGGAGGAGGAAGCUUCAGCUCCUCGUCCAGAAACUGGAGGGAACAGCCCUGAGAAAGGAGGAACUGCUGCGCUCUCUCUGUGACAUUGUGCAGAAGGUCGUGUUCCAGUUCAGUCUGAGACAUAGGGUGACUCACUGUACUUGUGUUUCAGAAAAUAAAUCAGUAAUUCACCCUAACUCUGUCAGUUCUUAGGGAAGAGCACGUUUUAUGCGGGACUUUGUUAGCCUCUUACCUGCCUUGUGUUUCUACAGUGACCAGGAGUGAAGGGAAAACAUCAGAGCAUGUCGGAGUUCUGGCUAAUUUCUGCCCCAGGAGAUAAAACAAAUCUGCAGGCAUGGGAAAGAAUGAAUACGGUGACACUGAAAUCCAACUUGUCCAGCAACAGCAAAUUCCAUAUUCCAGACUUAAAGGUGGGGACACUGGAUGCUCUUGUUGGUCUGUCAGAUGAGUUGGGAAAACUUGAUAGCUUUGCUGAAAGCGUAAUAAAGAAAAUAGCCCAGUAUAUAGGAGAAGUUAUGGAGGACUCCAAAGACAAAGUCCAGGAAAAUCUUCUGGCCAAUGGAGUUGACCUAAUCAGCUACCUGACCCGGUUUGAGUGGGACAUGGCCAAAUACCCCAUAAAGCAGCCGCUGAAGAAUAUAUCGGAAGCAUUAGCAAAGCAAAUGACUCAAAUAGAAACAGACCUAAAGACCCGAUCAGCUGCAUACAACAACAUUAAAGGAAAUUUGCAGAACCUGGAGAAAAAAACUGUGGGAAACCUGCUGACUCGGACCCUAGCAGACAUUGUGCAUAAAGAAGACUUUGUUCUGAAUUCGGAGUACCUUAUCACACUGCUGGUCGUAGUGCCAAAGUCAAGCUACAUACAGUGGCAGAAGACGUAUGAAUCCCUCUCUGAUAUGGUAGUGCCUCGCUCCACCAAAAUGAUCGCUGAGGAUGCUGAGGGAGGACUCUUCACUGUGACCCUAUUUAGAAAAGUGAUGGAUGACUUCAAGGCUAAAGCCAGGGAGAACAGGUUCAUGGUUCGAGAAUUUUAUUUUGAUGAGAAGGAACUGAAAUGUGAAAAGGAAGAGCUGAUGAAAUUAGCUUCUGAUAAGAAACAGCAAUACGGCCCUUUACUCCGCUGGCUGAAAGUGAACUUCAGUGAAGCGUUCGUGGCUUGGAUUCACGUGAAAGCCUUGAGAGUUUUUGUUGAAUCUGUCCUGAGGUAUGGCCUCCCGGUGAAUUUCCAAGCAAUGUUGCUGCAGCCAAAUAGGAAGUCCGUAAAGCGCCUGAGAGAUGUCCUAAACGUGGUCUUCAAACACCUGGACGAAGUUGCAGCAGCAAGUAUAAUGGAUCCUGGCAUGGACAUCCCCGGUUUACAACUGAGUAAUCAAGAAUACUAUCCUUAUGUCUAUUUCAAGAUUGACCUCAGUCUUCUUGACUGCAGUUAAAAAAAAUCACUCAAGCUUAACCUAUUCAAGACCCUAAUGUUAUGAUAAAAGAAUCGUUAGCUGUUGAAAGUCAAAUUAAAAUGCAGAAGCUGUAGGAUAACCACAUAAGAUUUUCCUAACACUUCCAGUAACAUUUAAGCGACUUCAGUAUAAACACCUUUUGUUCAUAGUGUUACAGAAAUACAUUUCCGAGGCAGGAGGUACUAUGGUAGUAUUUAUUAUUUUGUUAAGUUACAAAGAUGGAGUCUCUACUGGACUGGAAAUAAAACAGUUUUAAAUGUGUGGUGGCUGAUGGGUCUGUUAGGCUUGUACAGUCCUGGUAUUGUUAACAAAAACUAAAAAACAGGAAAAAAAGCAUCAAAGCAGGAUCCCAAGUUUUUUUGUUUUCUUUUUCUUUCUCUAAUUUAAGUACUUAAGAAGAUUCACCAGGAUUGCUUUGAACCUUAUUGUGGUAUGACUUACAGGCCCAAGCAAUCAGAACUUUAGUUUUUGCCAAGACACUUCAGUUAGAACCUGUCAUUAGGAGAGCUCAUCUGCUGGGACGACUUGAGUUGGAGCACAGCUCCUGCCCCACAUCAGUGGUCAAGUUAUUACUGGCUGCCAGCAGUUACUACAUCGACUUUCAGAGGAACGAACUAAGGGCAAUCCUUUACAGACACCACUAGAUCACGAAUAUCCACAUUUUAAAUUAUUUCCUUGAAAGGAUGGGAACUUUCAGUUCCUUCAUUCCGUACUUAUAAACAAGCUGAUCACAUGAGGGUCACUCUUCUAGACACUGACACACAAGACAUGGAGAGCAAUAUAAUGUAAUAGUGUCUUUAUUUAAAAAAAAGCAGCAGUAUAACCAUACCCAUGCCCAAUCCUGCUUCCUCUUGCAAGGAAAUUGCUAUUUCAAAUCCAAACAGUGCCAGAUGGGAAGUGAAGAAGUAUCAGAUCCAAUCUGCUGGAGACAGCACCUCGGUUUUUUACUGUUAGCACCUCAUGCUCUAAAAUGGGGAUUAAUUUCACUGCUGAUCCUGGGGAAAAAAAAAAAGUACCAGCUCUCAGUUCAGCAGCAUUUUCUACUGGAUGGUGUCUCCCACUACAGCAGCAACACAAGUUCCAUUGUACUAUCAAUCAUAUGAAGUCUGGCACAAAGAAAGAGAAAGCCCCUGAGAAAGAAUAGGAAAAGGAAGACUAAAGAACAUUUAAACUAAGAUCGUCUCUCUAACCAAGCUUGAGGCCAAACUGCCAAGACCUUUCGCAGCACGGAGGUAAAGUUUAGGACUCCCUCAUUCUCCAGGCUCUCUUCUGCCAUUCAUUUUUCAAGAGUCAUCCAAAACAGGAUAGCUUUUACCAUGCACACCUCUGUUACUCUGUACAAGACUAACACUGUGUGUCAAAAAUAUUGUUUUAUUCUUUAAUUGAAACAGAAGCUGACCAGGUUCCACCUCAAUGGAAAAGAAAAAAAAAAUCACAUUUAAAAUUGGUUACACUAACAGCCUUCAGCAACACUCGAACAG
This is a messenger RNA of Cygnus olor (mute swan), 3303 nucleotides long. RefSeq names its product ATPase H+ transporting V1 subunit C2 (gene ATP6V1C2). Gene Ontology annotation, molecular function: proton-transporting ATPase activity, rotational mechanism. The record is from RefSeq and is a predicted model, not a curated record. NCBI's taxonomy places the organism in Eukaryota, Metazoa, Chordata, Aves, Anseriformes, Anatidae. The transcript is spliced from 13 exons. Gene Ontology annotation, cellular component: lysosomal membrane; vacuolar proton-transporting V-type ATPase, V1 domain. The coding region runs from base 653 to 1801 and encodes 382 amino acids. Gene Ontology annotation, biological process: proton transmembrane transport.